AUGUCGUCACCGACACAGAAAGCCGAUUCGUCCUUGAAUAACCUUCCCGAGAGAAAUAACAACGCUUCAUCUGGCACUAUUGGAACUGCAGGUAGUUCAACAAAUCUUAUUGGUACUGGCAAAAGUACGGAUGCAUCGACAUCAUUUGAUACUGUCAACAACGAUACGCAAGAAAAAGCGCCCAUUGAUAAACACGGUGAUUCGUGGGGAGGUGGAAUUCCACAUGUUAAUAAACAGUGCAUAUAG
Messenger RNA from Adineta ricciae, 246 nucleotides. The record is from the annotation of a GenBank genome assembly. Lineage: Eukaryota; Metazoa; Rotifera; Eurotatoria; Adinetida; Adinetidae.